AUGGUAAAGAACCAAAGCAAGCUGACAAAGUCUCUUGAAGGGUUGACAAAGGCUAUACAAGAAAAAAAUGAAGUCAACAAGAGUACUCUGGGUCAGUUUGAGAAGACUGCCAACAAAUUCACAAGAGAUGUCACCUUAGAACUCAAGAAUUCUACAAAGUCUCAAACUGAGUUCAAGACUGAGUUGGUUGAAAUCUCCAAAAGUGUGAAAGAAAAGAUGGAAAUCCUUCAUAAUGACAAUGUUGAUCUGCAUAGAGUAUGUGCAGUCAACAACUUCAGAGUUGACUUGCUAAAUCACAAGAUGAGAGGAAUAUUUGCAACACCACUCAGCUCCUUCCCUGGUGAUGAUGACAAAAAGGGGGAGAAGACUGAAGCUGAGAUUGAGCAAGAAAAGGUUGACAAAGCAAAAGAAGAUGCUCAUGUUGCAGAUUACCUUGCAAGGCUUAAAGAAAGACAAUACAAGGCAAGAGCUGAGAGGGAAGCCCAAAAUAGAAGGUUGGUGGUCUUUGGUUCUAAAGAGGCUGAGAUAAAAAUGCCAGAGUUUGAGUCUGGUGGCAGAGGAGGUGAGGAGAAAGAAGAAAACACUGUUGAGGGGCAGACUGGUGAGAAGGUAGUAAAUGUUGGAGAGAUAAGGAUGGAUGAAAAUGAUGUGAUAGUUGAAGGAAAAGGGAAGUCUACACAAUCUGUCCCUGCACAAGCUAACCCAGCUCCAAAGGAAGCUGUUAUAAAUUCAUCAUCCAGUGAAGACCAAACCACCUUGGGCCAAUACAUGAUGAAGAAAAGGGAUGUUGGUGAAGGCUCAAGUGGGGUAAAGGUUCUAACUGAGGAAGAAAAGGAUUGGGAGCUUGCUGAAGUUAAUGCAAAGGAGAUGGGCAUCCCUCAGCUGUCAUCUUUGGAAUCUGAUCCUGAGCUGGCCAAGGCAUUACAAGAAAAAAUCAAUGAAGAAGACAAAGAACUGGCAGCUGUGGGAUCAAAGAAGAAAGAUGCAAGGAAGAAAAGAAGGAGAGUGAAGGUUCACACUACACCUUCUCAAAAAGUUAAAGAUGUGAAGAAAAGUGUUGAAGCUCAUGCAGGAUGGGAAGCUGUGGACAUCAAGAAUGUUAAAGAAAGACUAAAUUAUAGAAAGUAUCCACAGCCCAUCCAUCAGGUCUCUUUGAAAAGAAGAAAGGGAAAAACCAUUCCAAGCAUCAGAUGUACAAGAGAAGGAUAUGAGAAUACCUGGGAAACCUAUGAUCUAAGCAAUGUGCUUGAUCUGGGUUAUACAGAAUGGGUUGAACUACAUGAUAUAAUCUUCAACCAACCAGGUGUUCAUAGAGAGACUAUCUUGGAAGCACUUGAGAAGAAGUUUGCCAUCAUUAUGAAGCAUAAGAUUGAUAUCUCAAGUCUUCCAAAGCCAAAGAAGUGA
Molecule: messenger RNA, 1404 nt
Organism: Erigeron canadensis
Lineage: Eukaryota; Viridiplantae; Streptophyta; Magnoliopsida; Asterales; Asteraceae
Exons: 2
Coding region: 1-1404 (467 amino acids)
Source: RefSeq, a predicted model, not a curated record